AUAUAUGUUCUGUACAGGUUUUAGGGUUUCUUGGGCAGCCGCAGUAGAAGCAAAGAAGUAGAAAUUGGUUGGAGGCAGAGAUCUCAGCCGCCGCGAAACAUGGUCGAGAAGACGGGAAAAGGCAGAAAAGAGGAGGUCGUCACCAGAGAGUACACCAUCAACCUCCACAAACGUCUCCAUGGAUGUACAUUUAAGAAGAAGGCUCCAAAGGCCAUAAAGGAAAUCAGGAAGUUUGCCCAAAAGGCCAUGGGAACAACUGAUGUCAGGGUUGAUGUGAAGCUGAACAAGCAUGUAUGGAGCCGUGGUAUACGGAGUGUACCAAGGAGAAUCCGGGUUCGCGUUGCACGGAAGAGAAAUGAUGAGGAGGAUGCUAAGGAGGAGUUCUACUCACUGGUGACCGUGGCUGAGAUCCCUCCAGAGGGAUUAAAGGGGUUGGGCACUAAGGUCAUUGAUGAGGAAGAUUGAGUAGUAGUUUAAUAAUAGGCGUAUCCUGUGUUUCCAAAUUUUGGAUAUUUUUAUUUAGAUAAGCAAUUUGUGGUGGGUUCUAUAUGUAUUCUGUUCGGAACCUGUUUUAUGGUUAGUUUGGCUUACAUGUCCAAUCCUUCAUUUAUACUGAUGUUGCAGUUUCUUCCUAUAAUGCUUUUUU
Messenger RNA from Rubroshorea leprosula, 646 nucleotides. NCBI's taxonomy places the organism in Eukaryota, Viridiplantae, Streptophyta, Magnoliopsida, Malvales, Dipterocarpaceae. The record is from the annotation of a GenBank genome assembly.